Messenger RNA from Trichobilharzia regenti, 1289 nucleotides. NCBI's taxonomy places the organism in Eukaryota, Metazoa, Platyhelminthes, Trematoda, Strigeidida, Schistosomatidae. The record is from the annotation of a GenBank genome assembly.
UUUACUCUCGUGAUUAUUUAAAAUGUUUUCCACGAGUUUUUAGUAAACCUCAUCAAAAGCAUUAUGGUGGCCGUCUGCGAGCCUUGAAACGUACCCUCAAUGCAACAGAUGACUGUUCCUGUGAUUACGGGCACGAAUUGCAUUUCAUUAUCGAACAAGAUUAACUACUUGCAUUCUCUAUUAUACUCAAAUGUAUAUUGUAAUACUGGUGUAAUCACUCUUCAAGAGACUUGGCUCCAUGAUUCAUACGACGACAAUUUAGUCUCCUUAAGUGGGUUCACAAUCUACAGACAAGACCGAUGCAGCUCGAAGAAGAAGAGAGGUGGUGGUGUUGCCACUUUUAAUAAUUCUCAGUGGUCUACUGCCAACAACGUCUGCUUCAAAUUCUCAAAUGACAAUAUUGACUGUAUAACUGUAAAAUGUCGACCUAAACACUUACCCAAAUACAGCUCCAUUUUUGUCACAAAUAUCUAUAUCACACCUUGUUGCAGUCCCUCAGAACUAUCUAUCUUCGCUGAUGAAUUCACUAUUUUUGCUGCUGCUUCGUUUGGUAACUCCUUAUCUAUAGUGACCGGCGACUUCAACUCCAGCGACUGCAUUUUUAUUACAUUGCUGGGCCAUGCAAAUGUUGUUAAUUUCCCAACUCGACAAAAUACUUCACUUGAUUUAGUAUUUGUAAAUGAUUCUGGAAUAUACGAAGCUCGUAAAAGAGCCCCGCUCUUCAAUUCUGAUCAUUGUAUUGUACGAGUCUUACCCAAAAUUUACGGAAAGCUACACAGUAAAGCCCUCUCAAACUUGUCUAAGAAAGCUGUUCACAUAUGCUACUCAAAUGAGAACGUAUAUCAUCUUAGAAACAUGCUCAGUGACACAAGAUGGGAUUUGUUUAAUGUUGAUUCACUUAAUGACAAUAUCUCUAAUAUUACAUCCUAUCUGAAAUUCUGUUUAGAAAUCUGUUGUCCAAAAGAAACACUAUUCGUCAAAUUUGACCGUUUCUCCUCGCCUCAACUUAAAAAGCUUCGUAGAGAGAAGGAAAAACUAUAUAAAAUCAAAGAUAAAAUUGGUGUAAAAAGAACUAACUUCUUAAUUAAGUCUGAAAUGCAGAGGUUGAAUGUAAUAUAUAACCAGAAAUUCAUGUCCUGCAAAAAUCCUUCUAAUAUGUGGAAACUAUUUAAGGAAAUCACUGGUGGUUACAAUGGUUACUUCUGCAAUCAUCCAGCUUCUUCAGAUGCUUUUAUGAAGUAUAAAUAGAGGAUAUGAAUGUGCAGGAUGGAGUAUUUGUGAUAUUAUGA